This is a messenger RNA of Zonotrichia albicollis (white-throated sparrow), 4283 nucleotides long. RefSeq names its product glycerol-3-phosphate acyltransferase 3. The record is from RefSeq and is a predicted model, not a curated record. Gene Ontology annotation, cellular component: endoplasmic reticulum. Gene Ontology annotation, molecular function: glycerol-3-phosphate O-acyltransferase activity. Lineage: Eukaryota; Metazoa; Chordata; Aves; Passeriformes; Passerellidae. Gene Ontology annotation, biological process: triglyceride biosynthetic process.
GAAAUUCUUCAGUUCUUUCUUUAUAUGGUUUCACAGAAUGAAAAACAACUCUACCUUAUCCAGGAGAGGAAAUUUCUUCCUCCCACCCAGGCUAGGCAAGUCUGUCUUUCCCUCUAUGCUUUUAAAAAAUUAUCUGUCUUGUGUGUGCCUAAACUUGCUGCUGAAGCAUCCCACCAAGUGAGUCGCCACAUGUUCCUGUUCCUUGCAAUACUUCAUUUUGCCCCCCUUUCCUGCUUCAAAUCAGGUCCCAGGAAUUACCUCCACCCUCCCGCCCACGGGGUUUUUAGCACCUAGGCUCUGUGCAUACCGAUCCCCUGUGCCGAGGCUGAUGGCAGCUGUUCUCAAGUGCUGCCAGGUGGAUCAGCGCCCUCCUCCAGCUCUCCACAGGCCCCGCUAGGGAAUGUGUGUGAGGUGGGCAAGCCACUUGAGGAAGAGACCAGAAAGGAGAAUAUAGAAUAGUAGCUAAAGAGAAAUGGGUGACCAAAGCUGUUUUACAGUGGAGCUUUGUUCCUAGAGAAGCCUUUUGGCAGGGCAGGUAAGAAAUAGUGGUUAAUGGUGUACCUGACAGCAGCAGGGUGGAGAGUGAGGGGCUUAACGUUGUCACUGGGAGAAAGAGCAUUGGGAAGGCAGAAACACUUAAAAAACAAACCAGUGAGGUUUUGUAGAGGAUACAGAAGGCUCAGAAGGCGGCCAGCAAGGGGAGAGAAAGGUGAGGAAGCUAAGUAAUUAAAAGAUGCAAAAGAGAAGUUAUAUUGCUGGAAAAGAUUGCAAUGUGAUUUGAAAGACCUGAGGGAUGUCAUGCAGCAGCAAAUCUGGAGGUACAGAAGCCACUUGACUCACUAUGUGGUACAAGAAGUGUGCCAUGGAUUCACAUGGGCUUGUGAGUGUCAGGAGUCUGGUGCCUGGGUGUGUGGUGUAAAUUAGAGGUGGUGCAGCCCCCUCUGACAUCUGUGCUUCUCUUACUGCCUGGACAGUGUUGGAUGCACAUUUUACACAGGAUCUUUGCAUCUGCUUCCAUUUGUAAGGAAUCUAGCUGCUUCACAACACAAACCAAGCAACGGUGCUUGGGGAUGGGAAUAUUUUAAAAGGACAGCCCCGGCUUCAGACAAACACACCAAUGUAUUGGCAAAGGGAAAAUCUUUUGUGGACCAGCACGUCACUGUCUUGGAAGUUGUGCCCUAAAUGCUCUUUCCACCAAGGCUGGUUCAUUUAUUCUGUGGGAAGAUUAUAAACAAGAAGCUGGUAGGCUCCCCUGAGGUUCUAGAGUUAUUCACCUUUAUAUCAUCUGUAAUGCAUGCAAAAAGGCAAGAGAAGGGUGGCUGUAAGUGGUUGAGCUGGGUAUUUCUAAAAAAUACUGAAUUAAAUUAUUGAAAUUUGAUAGGCUAGAAGGAGAAACAGGAUUGUCUAUUGCAUUUCAAUUCUGUAGUUGAAUAUGUGCAAAGAUAGAUGACUUGUUACUUCACCACAGUGUAUUUUGUAACCCUGUAAUACAGGCUUUUUUGGUGAAUUUCUGAUAGAGUGGAGGGAGCAGGUUUAUUGUCUUGUCAGUCCUUGCCUGCUGAAACUUGCAUCUUCAUUUCAAAUGUGUUAUUAAAAAAACAAAUAAAAUAGAAAAAGCCCGACUUGCAUGUCAAGCUUCUCUUUAAUUAAUUUGUUCAAAUACCAAAACAAGCCAGUUAUCUCACCAUGAAAUAGAAAAUCUGAGUGAAUAAGUCACAGAUUUGUGCAAACAUCAGUUGGAGAAAUGCUUCAUGUGUAUUAAUAAGAGAAGAUUUUAGGCAGUCUGAAAAACACACCCACCUAGUUCUGUAUUGUAAUUUAUUGGCAGGACACCCUGUGAAAACCAGAUGUCACAUUGACAAGGUUCCUUAUUGGCAGCAUCUAAUUAUCUAACAUAUAUCAUUACUUAUCAUGUUUUUUUCUUUCUUCUCCCCUGGUGAGCAAACGCUUAUCAAUUACAAGGAAGUGGGUGGAGUUAGGGCGGGACAAAGGGUAGAAAUUACUUUUAUCAUUGAGAGUAUCAGUAGUGUCAGUCUUCAGUGAGCAACAGCCUUCUCCUAGAGACAGCUUUGGCUCUUAGAAUGUGUCAUUUUUCUUUGCCUCUGUCUCUUGAAGCUUGCUAGAUUCUCCACUACAGAUGAGCAUAUAUUCUCAGAAAGGCAGCUGAUUGUCAUUUUGGAGGGGCAAACAUGGAAGAAAAUAGAGAAGGUCAUGGCCUUGCAGAAGGCAAGAUUUUGUCUGUCUGGAUUUUUUUGUUUGUGGCAUUCGUUUUGUUGCCUUCGAUAUUUCGAGUGUCACUGGGGAUUUGUCAUUGCUAUGUGAAAAUUGUAAUUAAAAUGUUAGAGUGGGCCACCCUGCAGAUUGAGGAGGGAGUAAAAAAGCAGAAGGCGAUGGCACUUGAAAAUUUAAUCUCCACUGGGAUCAUCCAAAGAGAUGAGACUCCCAUGGAGAAGGAGGUUGUGAGCCGAUGCCGAGGAUGUUUCAGCCUUGCUGAUGUCAUGUACUUCUCCAAGAAGGGCUGUGAGGCAGUUGCGGAGGAUGAAGUCACUCGACGGUUCUCCUCUGAGGAGCUGCUGUCCUGGAAUCUCCUCAGCAGAACCAAUGCCAACCUGCAUCAUGUCAGCUGGAAACUGGCUGCUGUGUGGGUCACUGGCAUCCUAAUUCGGUAUUGCCUACUGCUGCCUUUCCGCAUCUGCUUGUCUGUUUUCAGCAUCCUGUUGCUGGUGUUGGCCACUACUGUAGUAGGACAAUUUCCAAAUGGCAGAGUUAAAGGCUGGCUGAGCAACCAGGUCCAGAUGAUAUGUGCCACCUUAGGUGUCCGAUGUCUCAGUGGCCUUGUUCAUUUCCAUAACAGGGAAAACAAACCACAGAAAGGAGGCAUCUGUGUAGCCAACCACACAUCUCCAUUGGAUGUCCUAAUCCUGGCCAGUGAUGGAUGCUAUUCCUUGGUUGGCCAGGUACACGGAGGGCUUAUGGGACUUAUUCAAAAAUCCUGCAUGAGAACCUCUCAGCAUGUCUUGUUUGAACGCUCGGAAAUGAAAGAUCGUCACCUGGUGAGGAAAAAACUUAGAGAACACAUUGCAGAUAAGGCCAAGUUACCCAUUUUAAUUUUCCCAGAAGGCACCUGCAUUAACAACACAUCUGUAAUGAUGUUUAAGAAGGGGAGCUUUGAGGUAGGAGGAACCAUCCACCCAGUAGCAAUCAAGUAUGACCCUCGCUUUGGAGAUGCCUUCUGGAACAGCACAAAGCAUUCCAUUAUGACCUACGGUUUUAAUGUGUUAACCAGCUGGGCAAUUGUCUGCAAUGUGUGGUACCUGCCACCGAUGGUCAAAGAGGAAGAAGAAGAUGCUGUUCAUUUUGCUGACAGAGUCAAGGCUGUUAUUGCUGCUCGGGCAGGAAUGUCUGUGCUUCCUUGGGAUGGAGGACUGAAAAGGAAAAAGAUCAAAGAGUCUUUCAAGGAAGAGCAACAGAAAAAAUAUUGCCAGAUAGUAAUAGAAAAUGGAUCUGUGGGAAGCGGAAAUGUUUGUUAAAUGCUAUUUAUUUAUCUCAUUUUUCCAUGACUUAUCUCUACCAGAAAAUAGACUGGCUUUAUAUUAAGCCCAACAUGUUUUCCUUCCAUUCCCAUAAGAUAUAUGCGUGUGACACAGCAGGGAAACAAUAAAGAAAUAUCCUUAUUUAAAGCAAAGUACUAUAAUUUUAUAAAUAGGAAAACAUAAAAUAUGCUAAUAAAAUUCUCCCUGAUGCUGAGAAGAAUCUACAGUAAAAUUAAUUAUCUUCAUUAAAGUAUGACUUUAAAAUAUUUGCAAUACCUUGAGGACUUAAAUGGUUACUUAUAAUAAAUCACCUCUGUACUGCUAGACUCUCUCAGCGACUUAGCCUAGCAAUACUCCUGUGAGCCACAGUAACCAUGUUGUUCUAGAGAUAGAUCUUCUGAUGUCAAAAGACAUGAAGCAUUUCGCCAAAAUAUGUUUUCUGAAUUGCAUGUUGGAGAGGAAGUGUUAUAUGUCAGAGGGAAAAGGUAGAGGCUGACUUUCUCCUCCAUGUUACAAGACCAGGGAUGGCAUUGUAGAAUAUUUUCUGUUAUGACAAAGAGCAGAACAGUGUCCAGGGCAUCAUGUCCCUGAUGUCCCUGGGUGUGUGAAGCUGAGGUAAAUUAAUCACAGCCAAGGACAGUGUAAUAGAAAAUAUCCUGUGUUUUUAAAUCAUAUCUUGUGGUUUUGUUAGAUCCUUUUUGAGUCUGUUUGUAUGCAUGACACAAAUUAAAGAAAGCCUAUGAUGUGACA